AUGUCAUAUCAGACUUAUCCUCCUUAUCAACAACUGGGCUCCUAUUACCCUCCUCCCCAACCCCAAUCCCAACUACAUCAACAACAUUUACAACCCCAGCCCCCUCAUGACCCUUUCCGAGCAUAUUAUGCAGAUCGAUUGAGACAGCUUACAUUCAACUCUCGUCCGAUUAUCCAGGAUCUUUCGAUGAUGGCUGGAGCACAACGAGAUCAAAAUAACUGGGAAGGAAUGAACACUGUCGUUCAAGAGAUUGAAGCGGCCGUGCUCAGGGCACUGCCAAAUCAAAAAUUACCUUUACUAUAUUUAAUCGAUUCUAUUUCGAAAAAUAUUGGUCCACCUUAUACAACUCAUUUGUUACCACCUGUCAUCCCUCGACUUUAUUUGAGGACGUAUAGAGAAGUUGAUGGUGUGACCAAAGCUAAAAUGGAAGAAAUGAUCAAUCUUUGGAGAUCAGGUGGACCCAAUAGAACUGAAUUAUAUGGAAUAGAAGUUAGAGAAUCGAUCGAAAGAGAAAUUUUCGGUUCGUCAGGUGUAGGUGGUGGUAUCGGCGGUGGUGGAUUGGGAGGACGUAACAAUUUGAAUGUACCUUUAUUACCUAGUUUACAACAAGUUAAAAAAACUGUACAAACUGCCUUAGAUAAUAAACAAAAAGAAGCUGCAUCAAAAGCAUGGGAUAUGGCCACAGGUCAACAGGUGAACGCUUUAACUGGUAUUUUGAAUUUGUUAAAUCAAACAAGUGUUUCUCCAAACGAGUUGGUUCAAAUCAUGGAACAAGUAAAAUCAAUAGCUUCUUCUCAACCACAACCACAACCACAACCACCACUAGCUCAACCCGUAUAUUCACCACCUCAAUCAAUCCAACAACCUGCUACACCAAAUUGGGGUGCGCCGAUACCAAAUACACCGUCAAAUAUCCCUCAUUUCCCUCAUGCAUUCCCUGGUAACAACGGUAGACAAAUUCCUCCUCAGAUUAGACAAAAUUAUGUGUCCAACAUACCUACUCCUCCUCAAGUAAACCUCAAUACUCCUCUACCGGGUUCCGUUACACCUGUUCCAGCACCCAACCCUGUAUUGCCUGCUGCGAUUUCCAUGCCAUCAAUCGCGAAUUUGCCCAUUGACGUUUCCAAAAUACUAAACAGUCUAAACAAGUCAGGUGUUGUAAGCCAAAACAGAACUCCUGAACCUCAAGCACCACCCCCUCCAGCGCCUAAAUCCGGUCUAGAUUCAUACGAAGAUAUGAUUCUCAGCAUGAAUAUCAGUCUACGGUCUAUCGACUUGAACGCUAUUCACGUUUUAUCAUUUGACCAUUUACCUCACCGAUGUAAACAGUGUGGGAUGAGAUUUGCGGGUGAUGAUUCGAAAUUUCAAGCUCAUAUGGAUUGGCAUUUCAGACGUAAUAGGAAAGAACGCGAGGCAGCUGGUCGGGGUGCCCACAGACGUUGGUUACCUCGUGCAGAAGAAUGGAUAAACGAUACAUUUGCAUCUGACAACGAACCUGGACCGUCUUCAUCGACGAUUAAUAAUUCACCCGGUAAAACUUCAAAUACAGCUACAGUGUCAGCGGAGAGAUUAUCUCAAUUGAGACAAAAAUGGGUCAAAGUUCCGCAAGAUAGCAAAAAGGCUUUAGCCGUUUGUCCAGUAUGUAAAGAAUCUUUCGUGAAAGAAUGGUCAGAAGAUGAUGAAGAGUGGAUAUGGAAGAAUGCUCUGAAUAUAAAUGGCACCAUAUAUCAUGCAACUUGUCGUGCUGAGCAAUUGUCAGCUAUGAGGAGACUGAAAGGCACGGAUCCAAAUAGACGAAGUAAUAGCGGAAGUCCAAGAUUGACUCCGCAACCUGAACAAGAUCAAGCUCAAAUCCAAGUCAAAUCGGAAAUGAUCGCUCAAGCUAAUCAAGCCCUCCAAGCUAACCAAGUUGCCGUCGCACAAGCGAAAAGAAAAGCUGAGGAAGAAGAGGACAAGACGGAUGAGGGUGCUGAGAGCAAAAGAGUCAAAGUUGAACCUGAAUCUCAUGAAGAGGAUCAAACGAUGGCUGAAGAUGAGAAACAAGAGGAGAACGUACAAGAUAGAGUAUCGGAAAAGGUGAAAGAUGAGAGAGAGGAGGUUCAAGAAGACAAAGAGGAAGAUGCGAAACCUGAUCCUCAUGAUGAUGUACCAGAGCUUGAGCCGAAGCGAGAGGUUGAAAUGGCAGUGAUAUCAGCUAUCUAA
Kwoniella shivajii is the source of this 2202-nucleotide messenger RNA. RefSeq lists its product as uncharacterized. The record is from RefSeq and is a predicted model, not a curated record. Gene Ontology annotation, molecular function: mRNA binding; RNA polymerase II complex binding. Gene Ontology annotation, biological process: termination of RNA polymerase II transcription. The coding region runs from base 1 to 2202 and encodes 733 amino acids. The transcript is spliced from 5 exons. Gene Ontology annotation, cellular component: cytoplasm; mRNA cleavage factor complex. NCBI's taxonomy places the organism in Eukaryota, Fungi, Basidiomycota, Tremellomycetes, Tremellales, Cryptococcaceae.